AUGUCUUGGUCAGAGAAGCUAGAGUUAGCAAGAAGCACAAAAAGAAUAAUAGGCACAUCUAAUGAUAUAGAGAAACCUUAUCUUAGGCUUACUAAUGCUCCGGAUCCAGCUACAGUUCGCCCUGAGCACGUAUUACAUUUAACAUUAAAACAUUUGUUGCAAGUUGCAUCAAAAGAAGAGGAGAAGGAGCGUGCUGCUGCUGCAGCAGCAGCAGCAGCAGCAGCAGGAGGAGCAGCAGGAGGAGGAGGAACCCCACCUUAUAACCCAUCAAAAUAUUCGUCAUCAUCAUCAGCAGCAGGAGCAGCAGGAGCAGCAGGAGGAGCAGUAGCAGCAGGAGGAGGAGGAGAACGUCAACGUAUAUGGUUAUAUUUAGAUGAACAAUUUCGUAGUUUACGUCAAGAUCUAACAGUACAACAUAUACAAAAUAUAUUUUCUUGUAAAGUUUAUGAACAUAAUGCUCGUCUUGCCCUCCAAUUUGGUGAUUUAGGACAAUUCAAUCAAUGCCAGGCACAAUUAAAAUAUCUUUAUGCUAAAGUACCACUGCCUAUACCUCAUACACCAAAGGUGGAGUUUUUGUGUUAUCGUUUGGUGUACUUGGCUCUUCAAGGGAUGCGACUUGAAUUACUACGAUUAUAUCGUCAGUUUAUUCCCCUUUUUUUCUUAUCCUCCUCUUUCUAG
Eimeria maxima is the source of this 678-nucleotide messenger RNA. RefSeq names its product SAC3/GANP domain-containing protein, putative. Lineage: Eukaryota; Apicomplexa; Conoidasida; Eucoccidiorida; Eimeriidae. The record is from RefSeq and is a predicted model, not a curated record. Bases 1 to 678 code for a protein of 225 amino acids. The transcript is spliced from 3 exons. Gene Ontology annotation, cellular component: nucleus.